Messenger RNA from Cololabis saira (Pacific saury), 7822 nucleotides. RefSeq names its product microtubule-associated serine/threonine-protein kinase 1-like. Gene Ontology annotation, biological process: intracellular signal transduction; peptidyl-serine phosphorylation. Gene Ontology annotation, molecular function: protein binding; magnesium ion binding; ATP binding. The record is from RefSeq and is a predicted model, not a curated record. The transcript has 27 exons. The coding region runs from base 800 to 5863 and encodes 1687 amino acids. Lineage: Eukaryota; Metazoa; Chordata; Actinopteri; Beloniformes; Belonidae.
ACCAGGGAAUCCCAGGAAGGGGCUGGUAGUAUCGCGUUGCUGCUGCAGCCUCGUCCGCUCUCCGGGAAGUUGAGGUGGAGCCUGAACGCACCGCUGAAUGAAGCGGAGGGUAGUUUGAACUCAGGUCGUAGCUGGAGUUACGGGUGAUGUUGAGGGGAGAAGAGGACCAGCCCGUCCCCGGGGAUCGGCCCAUCAGGGUGUCAGCCCCAGCCCGGCCGAGCAGCAGCUGACGGGAGAAGCCGCUCCGCAUCACUAACGCCCCGGAGCUCGGGACACGCUGUCCUUUGUGGUCGGACGAGGACAGAAUCUGGCAUUGCUCCUGUUCUUAUGCAGAAGCGAGGGGACUUGUUUCUGUGUUGCAUUGUGUUUGCGGCCCUUUUGACGCUCAGGUGCACGGCAUUGGCAUCGACGCGCACGGAGCCCUGGCAGCGCGUCAAGGAUGCUCCGGGGCGGAUCACCGCGGCGCGCACAGACGGCGACAGGACACCAGUCACAAGUGGAGCUCUCUUCUUAAAGACAUUAUCACUGAGAUAGAGGGGAUGGGAUCGCUUGAUGCGUGUGCUGGUUGAAUUGCUUUGACGUGACAGGACCGGAUCCGUGCGUGCUCGCCCCGUCGCUCCGCUGCGCGCCGGGACGCCGCUGCGCCGCCGCCGCGGCUCUCCUGCAGUCCGGGGGGAACGGGAGCCGGAGCUUCCCUGUGUGGAAACGCGUGUUUUCCUGAGGGGCCAAGGGACUGCUUCAGCCAGGGAAACCCCCCAACCCCCUAUAGGAGCCCGGCAGCUCUGCAUUCAGCUUCACCAUGGAUGAUUCAGGAAUAAUAAGGCGCAGGAGGCUUCAGAAGGACUUGCCCCUACCUCGCAAAAACAGCAGCUGUCGCACAAGCAACAGGAAGAGUCUGAUCCUGACGACCACGUCCCCCACGCUGCCCCGCCCUCACUCCCCUCUGCCCCUCCCCGGACACCUUGGAAGCAGCCCCCUGGACAGCCCGCGAAACUUCUCCCCCAGCAACCCAGCGCACUUCUCCUUCGCCUCCUCCAGAAGGACGGAUGGGAGGCGAUGGUCUUUAGCAUCUUUGCCAUCUUCUGGAUAUGGCACUAACACUCCCAGCUCAACAUCUUCCAGCUCCUCUCAGGAAAGACUGCACCAGCUGCCCUCCCAGCCCACCAUGGAUGAGCUGCACUUCUUAUCCAAGCACUUUGGCAGCAGCGAGAGCAUCACGGACGACGAUGGGGGCCGCAGCUCCCCCCACAUGCGCCCACGCUCCCGCAGUCUCAGCCCGGGACGCUCCUCCUCCUGCUAUGAUAAUGAGAUUGUCAUGAUGAACCAUGUGUACAAGGAGCGUUUUCCAAAGGCCACCGCGCAGAUGGAGGAGAGACUGGCCGAGUUCAUCCUGGGCUUCUCCCCGGAGAACGUCCUCCCGCUGGCUGACGGCGUCCUCAGCUUCAUCCACCACCAGAUAGCGGAGCUGUGCAGAGACUGCCUGGACAAGUCCCGCGACGGCCUCAUCACCUCCGUUUACUUCUACGAGCUGCAGGAGAACCUGGAGAAGCUGCUUCAGGACGCUUUUGAGCGCUCCGAAAGCUCUGAGGUCGCCUUCGUCACAGAGUUGGUGAAAAAGCUCCUCAUCAUCAUCUCCCGCCCCGCACGGCUCCUGGAGUGUCUGGAGUUUAACCCCGAGGAGUUUUAUCACCUGCUGGAGGCAGCGGAGGACCACGCCAAAGAGGGUCACCUGAUGAAGACGGACAUCCCUCGCUACAUCAUCAACCAGCUGGGACUCACCAGAGACCCCAUCGAAGACAUGGUGAACCUGGAUAGUUACGACAGCGAGGGACCAGUGACGCCUGAGACGGAUGACUCAACAGAGGGCAAGGUUAAAGCCAUGAAGCCACCGGGUGAAGCAGACUUCCAGACCAUCAAGCUGAUCAGUAACGGGGCGUACGGUGCUGUCUACUUGGUGCGGCAUCUGGAGACCCGGCAGCGCUUUGCCAUGAAGAAGAUUAACAAGCAAAACCUGAUCCUGAGGAAUCAGAUCCAGCAAGCCUUUGUGGAGAGAGACAUCCUCACCUUCGCAGAGAACCCCUUCGUCGUCUCCAUGUUCUGCUCCUUUGAAACCCGGCGGCACCUCUGCAUGGUCAUGGAAUACGUGGAAGGUGGGGACUGUGCCACGCUGCUGAAGAACAUCGGGGCUCUGCCCGUGGAAAUGGCACGCAUGUACUUUGCAGAGACAGUCCUCGCGCUGGAGUAUUUACACAACUACGGCAUCGUCCACCGUGACCUCAAGCCUGACAACCUCCUGAUUACCUCGAUGGGACACAUCAAGCUGACUGACUUUGGGCUGUCUAAGAUAGGUCUGAUGAGCCUCACCACCAACCUGUAUGAAGGACACAUAGAGAAGGAUACGCGGGAGUUUUUGGAUAAACAGGUGUGUGGAACCCCAGAGUACAUCGCCCCCGAGGUGAUCCUGCGUCAGGGCUAUGGGAAGCCGGUGGACUGGUGGGCCAUGGGCAUCAUCCUGUACGAGUUCCUGGUGGGCUGUGUGCCUUUCUUUGGAGACACUCCGGAGGAGUUGUUUGGACAAGUCAUUACAGAUGAUAUCGUUUGGCCUGAAGGGGAUGAGGCUCUUCCCGUUGAUGCGCAGCGCCUGAUAUCUUCCCUCCUCCAGACUAAUCCACUGGUACGCCUGGGCACAGGUGGUGCUUUUGAGGUGAAGCAGCACUCGUUCUUCACAGAGGUGGACUGGAACAGCCUGCUGAGACAGAAAGCAGAGUUCAUCCCUCAUCUGGAGUCAGAGGAAGACACCAGUUAUUUUGACACCCGCUCUGAGCGCUACCAUCACAUACAAUCAUACGACGAAGAAGACACCAACGAUGAUGAGCCCGUGGAGAUCCACCACUUCUCUUCCUGCUCUCCUCGCUUUAGCAAGGUGUACAGCAGCAUGGAGCAAUUGUCGCAACUGGAGCACAAGCCCCACACUGUGACCCUACGGGAGCACAAGGGCCCCAAGGAGGAUCGAGUGACCAAAAGAGAAAGCCUGGGAGGCGUCACCCUCAGAGACAAGAGCUGGAGGACCGGUUCCCCCGAGAUGAAGCGCCUGUCGUGCUCAGAGACGUAUUUCACCGAGAGUGAGUCUAGCCCGCCGUCCGGGGCCCGCCGACGCUUCUCCGCCCUGAUGGAUACGCACCGCUUGGCCUCCCCUCUGGAGCUGGACAGCGAGCUGCCCGUUCCAGCCAAACAGCCACCGGUGAAGACCAGGGGAACGUCCCUGGAAGGAGCCAUGGGGGUCAUCCCCUCUCACGGAGAUCUGAGAGCAUUCCUGAAAGAUGGGAAUGGCCUGGCAGCGGGAGAGAAGCAUUUGAGGCCGGCUGAUGCACCAUUGCCGCUACCGGCCAGUGCUACCAUCCAGUGCAUUCCCGAGUCGCAGGGGGCCCGCGGGGCCACCACAGACCUGGUGCUGCGAAGGGUCCGACACCAGCAGCUCUCAGCCGAGGGAGACAAACGUAGCUCACGGCCGGGAACCAAGGUUAUCAAAUCUGCAUCUGCGACUGCACUGUCGGUCAUCAUUCCAGCAGUGGAGCAGCACACUGCCUCCCCGCUACCGAGCCCCAUGUCUCCUCGCUCCCUCUCGUCCAACCCCUCCUCCCGGGACUCCUCCCCCAGCCGAGACUACUGUCCCGUGGUCAAUGUCCAGCGCUCUCCAAUCACCAUCCAUCGCUCGGGAAAGAAAUAUGGCUUCACGCUGCGAGCCAUCAGAGUCUACAUGGGAGACAGUGACGUCUACAGCGUGCACCACAUGGUCUGGCAUGUGGAGGAUGGAGGACCCGCCCAGGAGGCGGGACUUAGUGCUGGUGACCUCAUUACGCACGUAAACGGGGAGUCGGUCCAUGGCCUGGUUCAUACCGAGGUGGUGGAGCUCAUCCUGAAGAGUGGGAACAGGGUGACAGUUGCAACUACUCCAUUUGAGAACACCUCUAUAAAAGUCGGUCCUGCCCGCAAGUCAAGCUACAAAUCCAAGAUGGCCCGACGCAGCAAGAGAGCAGGAGUGAAGGAAGGGCAAGAUAAGAAGCGCAGCUCCCUGUUGAGGAAACUCACAAAGCAGUCCAACCUGCUCCACACCAGCCGGAGCCUCUCCUCCUUGAACCGCUCCUUGUCUUCUGGAGACAGUCUCCCAGGCUCGCCCACCCACGGCCUCUCCGCCCGCUCUCCCACGCAGACUUACCGCUCCACGCUGGAGUCAUCCUACCUGGGCACAUCAUCCCAGAGCAGCUCCCCGGCCUCCAGCACCCCCAACUCCCCGGCCACCAGCCACCACAUGAGGCCCAGCUCCCUGCACGGCCUGUCGCCCAAGCUCCACCGCCAGUACCGCUCGGCGCGCUGCAAAUCUGCAGGCAACAUCCCGCUGUCCCCUCUGGCUCACACUCCCUCCCCGACCACCUCCUCCCCUCCGCCCCUCAGCGGCCACACGGUCGGAAGCUCAAACACCACCCAGAUGUUUCCCGCCAAGCUGCACUCCUCUCCUCCCGUGUCCCGCCCUCGCCCCAAGAGCGCCGAGCCGCCCCGGUCCCCCCUACUGCAGCGGGUGCAGUCGGCGGAGAAGAUAGGAGGACCCAUCCUCCCCUCAUCCUCUUCAUCAUCAUCAUCUCCCUCGCCUCUGACAGGCGGGGUGUCAUUACGUAAGCAUAGCUUGGAGGUGACUCAUGGAGACUACAGACGGGAUUCUUUCCACUGUGAGCACAGUCUGCAGAGUUUGUUGGAGAUAGAGGGAGAGAACGGCCCCGCUCCCCCAUCUCCAUCCUCAUCCUCCUCCCCGUCUCCUCCUAUGGGGGGAGAGGUUGGAGGCUUGAAGGCCAUGAGGAGGUUGGGGAGGCAGGAGUCCCCUCUCAGUCGAGGCACACUCGUAACAGCAAAAGAGAAAGAUACCCAAACGGUGUCUGAGCUCACUGGGCCGCAAACUGAGAAGAUGGUUCCUGCAGCAGCUUCUGUGACCAGUGGUGAUGAAAAAAGGAUGAAGUCCGUCUCUACCGAGGUUGUAAAGAGUAAUAUAGGUGGAACCGCGGUGGAAAAAAAGUCAAGCGCCCCUCAAACGGAGACUAAAUCCAGUCCUGGGGGCAUAGCUCCGACUACAAGCAGCUCAAGUUCUGAGGCAGGAGUUUCCAAGAGUAAACCCAGUGAGAAAGUCUCAACACCAGGAACACCCAAGGGCCUGCAGCUGCAAGACACCAAGCAGCAGAGCACCCAAACAGACAAAGGACCUGCAACCAGAGCUCAAGAAAAGACUGAAGAGAAAGAAAAACCUGCUGUAGAUGUUGACAAAGGUAACUUGCGGAAAGCAUCAGCAGAGACGCCCAAGCCGUGUAAAGGCAAAGAGAUCUCAGAGAAAGGAGGCAUCAGUGGGGGCGAGAAAGCAGCUGAUGUGGCAAAGGUGAAAGGACCUGCCCCCCCUGUCCCAGUGCAAGCUCAACCCCACCCUGCAGCCAGGAAAGCAGUGGAGAAGCCAACCAGGGCCAAGGAGGAGAGGGCAUACCUGGAGGUCCUGGAGGAGAAUCCUGCAUCCCCAUUAUCAAAUGCUCCCUCCCCCUCCUCCAGCAAGUCGCGCGCCGUGUCUCCUGGUGACAAAGCCAGCUUCGUCACUCAGCUCACGAGCGUGGCCAAAACAGUGCUUGGGCCAAUGAAAGCGGGAUCACAAGAGGGAGGAAAGGCCAAAGACGCCUCCAAGUCAAGUGAGGAGAAGAAAGGAAGCGCUGCGGGAAAGGCAGAGGCUUCAUCUGGAGGCGUCCGCCGGGGCGCUCAGGGCACCGCUUCAUCCAGCACCGGGACUGCUCUCUCCGAUAAAGGAAACAGCCGCAGCUCAAAACACCAUUUAUGAUAAAAGUACUUCAGAAAUAGAGACUCUCCCAUGUAAUGCCUUUUACAGUAGCAUCAUACUGACAUAUCAUGACUUAAGAAAACUGAAUGCGGGGCAGACAUAAAUGUCGAGAAAAAAACAACGAAGAAAAAAAACACCAAAUAGAUAAUAUGUAGACAAUAUGUGAACAAAGAUACAUCUGCUGUUGGAACAUGUGUGCACAUGAUGUCAUAAUGUAGAUCUGCGUAUGUUCAUCACAAUAUGCUGUGUAUAUGUAAAAACAAAUGCAUAUGUCUUAAUGCAUGUCACCAGUGGAUACUGAAAGAAUAUACAGAUGUAAGACGAAAAAAAUAUACAGCAAACAUUGAGAUAGAGAACACUGUGAACAACCUUUCAGCUUAACACCACAGGUAACUUUUCACUGUGGGUAAACAGUUGGGAUUCUGUUGGAAGCGGGCAGUACUCAUGUUUCAGUGCCAUCACGUUGUUCAGCGCACACAGAACUAUAUUUCCUUGCCAUUCAGUUACUUAAACAUACUAAAUAAAAUCGUCAUGAGCCAUGCACUGAAGAAAGAAAAACAAGAAACAAACUGGAAACUGGCCCAAGAAACCAAAAAUGUUUGCGGUGACGGAGCUGGUGGGGGGAAGAGGGGUCCGAUGGUUUGCUUUAGAUCUGCUUAAGGGCUGACUUUCAAUGGGAUCUAAUUUUGGGUGGCAUCGAUUAGAUAAACUUGCACAGGGACACUAUGCAAUGUGUUGAUGACACGACUCUUUUUUUUUCUUUUUCUUUGUGUGUGUUCCCAGUUACUGAGUUUACAUUGUGCUUUAGAUUAGAAGAAAACAGUGGAUGAAAAAGUUGCAAUAAGCCAAGCAAACAUGUUUGUUUGUUCUUUUUUAAGUUAUCUUGAACAUAGUGAAAUGUGCAAUCGUAUAUUUUAGGCCAUCUUGUGAAUAUUUAGGUGUGCGUAGAGUGUUGCUAAAGAGGCGGAGUGGGUCAAGAAAGUAAAAGAAGAGUAAUGAAGUAGCUAUCUAGAGGAGAUUAUGCUCUUUCGUUUGCUUUUUAAAUGCAGAUGUGUAGUUUAUUGUAUAGUGUUAAGUGUGAAGGAAAGUGCCAGUGAUUUCAGUUGGGGAGUUUGUGAAGUUGUUUUAUUUUGUUUGUUUUGUUCAUAAAUGUAAAACAAUAUGCAAUCCAUGAGUGCCCAGUUGUAUAAAACUGAGCAUCCUUGUCAGUGAAACCAUAGUAGGCUACGCGAGUAGAUUUGUUGAGACUAUCUCUGUGGUGAAGUCUUGUUCAUUGUGGGGUGAAAUGUAGUUUUGGACACCAGUCAACAGACUUAUUGUAGACCGCCACCUUGUGGGCAAUAUGGCAUGACACCACAAGUUGUGGAGUUUCUGAGAAGUCCCAUAUCCCUUGUCUGUGGAUUUUUCCAACACAUUUAAAAUAACAAUACAUAAUUUGUCUGAAGAUGGACAUAUUUACAUCAGUUUCUUUUUUUUUUUUUCAAGUGUUUGCUCUGUCACUUAUGAUGCAGUGGAUUACACAGACAUGAACGUGCAAUGUUCAGACAUUUAACACUACUGUCCCUGUGUGUUAUGUAACAAAAAAUGCACUUUAUGUUGUGUCAAACAUUUUUACGUAAAUAUCUUGUGUAUUUCUUUCCUAUUUGUUAUAUUUAUUGAAGCAUUUCAUCAAUUUAAAAUUCUGCUGUGCAAUUUACAAUAGUCAUUUUAUAUGUCUGAAUUCUGCAUCUAGAUAAAUCUGUUGUCACUAUCCCGGUUUUUGUUUGUCCUUCACAAGUCUGAAGAUCUUGCUGUUGUGUCCGUCUGUGUUGAAGAGUUUGAAUGUUUUUUUUCUUCUUCUUUUUUUACUACAACGAUAUCUGACUGUUGUUGUGCGUUACAUUGCUUCAUAUCUACCAGCCACUGUUGUGAAGAACCAACGUGAAAAAAGGCCAACAGAGAAGAAAUGUAAUAAAGUGA